Messenger RNA from Aedes albopictus (Asian tiger mosquito), 508 nucleotides. RefSeq names its product larval cuticle protein 65Ag1-like. The coding region runs from base 63 to 494 and encodes 143 amino acids. The transcript is spliced from 3 exons. The record is from RefSeq and is a predicted model, not a curated record. Gene Ontology annotation, molecular function: structural constituent of chitin-based larval cuticle. NCBI's taxonomy places the organism in Eukaryota, Metazoa, Arthropoda, Insecta, Diptera, Culicidae. Gene Ontology annotation, cellular component: chitin-based extracellular matrix.
CAACGGCAGACGAUUACCAAAAAAGUCAGUUUGGUUGAAACCAGAUAGAAUGGUGAUCACGCAUGAUUUCAUGUUUAGCGCUGGGCGGGUUUAUUUUGGCACUGCUACCGCAGCUGGUUGGGUCAUUUUUUCGAGUGAUGGCUUUGAAAGAGAUCGUUGUGAUUUUCGCGAUGGCGUUCAUUGCAUUGAACGCUGCACCCGUUGAUGACAGCUCCGCGGCAACCAUCGUUCGCCAGGAGUUCGUGAGAACUGAUGAUGGCUAUAGAUUUGAGUAUGAAACAAGUGAUGGACAAACCAGACAAGAGGAAGGAAAACUCGUGACGGAUGCCGAUGGAAAGCAAUAUAUGAAGGUACACGGAUCAUUCAGUUACAUUGGUCCUGACGGAAACACCUACUAUGGCAGCUAUGAAGCGGAUAAGGAUGGAUACCAGUUUACGCCCACUGAGCCAUCUGUCGGUAUUCCAAACAGUGCGCUACUGUCAUUGGUGGGUUGAUGUGAUGAGAUGAA